CGACUUUCCCUCCGACACCAUAUCAACCCAAAUUCCACCACCAGAUUCAACAAUGGCGUUUUUGUUCAAGAAGAUUUUGGAGUCUGCAAAUCCAUUGAAUUCCAGUAGUUCCACCUCUUCGUCGACCUCCAAUUACUCGGUUUCAAGUCAUGUAUCCUUAUCAGAUCAGAUUAUCGUCUGUUCGUCGUCCACUGGAGAGUUCGAUCGAAUCCCCUUGGAUAUAUUUAUGCAAAUCCUCAAAUUACUUGGACCUAAAGAGGCUGCUAAGCUCACUGUAAUCUGUAAAUCAUGGAAAUUAAUUGUUUCUGAUAAUAUGUUUUGGAUAUCUUACCUUCAGAACCAGCAAGGUCCAUGGGACUCGAUGUUCUUCGCUGAAACCAAUUUGCGGUCUGGUUAUCCUCUUCGAACAUAUCCUUCUCGGAUGCAAUCAUUUAUGCAUAUUUAUGGUCAACGAGCACAGGUUCCUGGAGCCAUUAUCAUUGACGGUGGUUCUGGCUAUUGCAAAUUUGGUUGGAGCAAAUACGAUUCUCCAUCUGGGUGGGCAGCAACAUUUUUGGAAUUUGGUAACAUCGAGUCUCCCAUGUACUCUAGGCUUCGCCAUUUCUUUGCAACAAUGUAUAGCAGGAUGCAUGUGAAGUCAUCUACACAGCCAACUGUUGUCUCGAUUCCAAUCACCCAUUCUGACAAUACACAAGCUGCUAAAACAGCUAGACGACAACUAAAAGAAGCCAUCUACUCGGCAUUGUUUGACAUGAAUGUUCCUUCUGUCUGUGCAGUCAGCCAGGCAACUUUAGCUUUGUUUGCAGCACGGAGAACUUCAGGAAUUGUUGUCAAUAUUGGUUUUAACCAAACAUCUGUUGUACCAAUUUUACAUGGUAAGAUAAUGCACAAUGUGGGCGUGGAAGCUGUGGGAGUUGGAGCGUUAAAGCUUACUGGUUACCUUAGGGAGCAAAUGCAACAGAGAAAUCUACGUUUUUCUUCGUUAUACACAGUCCGCACAUUGAAAGAGAACCUUUGUUAUGUUGCUAUUGACUAUGAAGCUGAAUUACGCAAGGAUACAGAAGGGUCGUAUGAAGUUCCUGUUGAGGGUUGGUUUACUCUUAAGCAAGAACGCUUUCAAACAGGAGAGAUUUUAUUUCAACCACGCAUUGCAGGACUGAGUGCAAUGGGUUUGCAUCAAGCAGUGGCACUUUGCGUUGACCAUUGCCAUGCUGCAGGAUUAACCCCUGAUGAGACUUGGUUCAAGACCAUUGUUUUAGCUGGGGGCACUGCUUGUUUACCAGGGCUAGUAGAAAGAUUAGAGAAAGAACUUCACCUUAUUCUUCCCUCGUCCCAAUCCAAUGGAAUACGUGUUAUUCCAGCCCCAUAUGGCGCAGAUUCUGCAUGGUAUGGUGCACAACUUCUCAGCAACUUGAGCACCUUUCCAAAUUCUUGGUGCAUCACAAAGAAGGAAUUCAGACCAAAGUCCAGAAGAAACUUCAUGUGGUGAUAUUUGGGGAUUAAAUUUGCCCAUUUAAACAUCAACUUAGUUACAAAAAGACGUAACGCACCAAUAGGCGAUACGGGUUGUGUUGUUAUGUUCUUGAUUUGUGCCGAUUGUGUAUCAUAAUAUGCUCGAUGUGGGUAACAAAACUUUGUAAUAUAGGUAAAAUAAAUUUGUAAGCGACUUCCCGAACUUUGUGGUAAGCAAAUAAGCUUCGAAGUGAUGUUAUACAAGUAGAAUUAAGAAGUUGGUGUGAA
Messenger RNA from Cynara cardunculus var. scolymus (artichoke), 1740 nucleotides. RefSeq names its product actin-related protein 8-like. The transcript is spliced from 12 exons. Bases 53 to 1489 code for a protein of 478 amino acids. The record is from RefSeq and is a predicted model, not a curated record. Gene Ontology annotation, molecular function: protein binding. Lineage: Eukaryota; Viridiplantae; Streptophyta; Magnoliopsida; Asterales; Asteraceae.